GAAGCUGCCUAUUCUGAAAAUGUUGACAAAAGGAAGAAAUGCAACUACACCGAAGAAGAUCAUGCUACGCCGGCUGUGAUGUUCUGUCACGAAUGUAAUGUACGCCUCUGUUCCGACUGUCAUAACAUGCAUGACAAACUGAAACCGAAUCGAACUCAUAGGGCGAGUGACAUCAACCAGACAGAGAAUAUCUCCAUGAAGCUGUGGCUGAGGGAACGUAAUUGCAGUGACCACCCUGACAACAAACUGCAGCUGUAUGACCACACGUGUAAGAAAGCUGUCUGUCUUAUAUGUGUGCAUGGGGCCCACAAGGAUCACCAGAAUGAAGACUUGAAUCAGGCCUAUGACGUAGCAAAGGGUCAGCUGGAGGAGCAAGUACAGAAGCAGCAGCAUAAACUGAAAGAUGUCACUGACAGGAUGGGAAGUGUCACCAGUCACCAAAAUGAACUGGCAGAGACGCAGAGAAAGCUGAAAGAGGACAUCACGGCAGUUUGCAAAGUGUUGCUGCAAAGUUCCUUCAUCGACAGAAACAACUCAUGGAAGAACUUCAGAUGAGUCUCCAAGCCCCAAACGAAAUGGUUGAAGAGAAACUUGACACUUUGCAUGACGUCCAUACUUCAAUAGUAUCCGCGAUAGACUACACCCAGAGAACACUUGAAUCUACAAGACGAGAGGAGCUCAUUACUCUCACAGAUGUACUGCAGACGAAAUGUGAUGAAAAUAUGAAGAGGAGCUUUCAGAAGAUGACACACAAGACACAAGAAUCCUUCUUACCUUUCAAGGCCAGAGAGCCCUGGAGGAACUUAUCGACACAUUUGGUGGUCUCGCCUCCAGUCUCAACAUGGAUCAUAUUCCAGAUUAUCAGCCUACUUCACAAGAUCUGCUGACGACGAUAAGGAGAGAACGAGAAACCAUCAUGAUGCAUGAAGGGCGGUGGCAACAACUCCGACAGAUGAUACAUCGCAUCCCAGAACUCAAAAGGAUCAGACAGCAGAAUGGCGAGAUCACAGGAACCUGAACAGCUAACAUCACAAGAAGUGCAUGGCAUUGUCACAAAUCUCAUAACCGGAGCAUUCAUCCCCGGCGCGACAAUUCCACGUGGUAUUACGUUGCAAGGCUAUGCCACAUCGCACGUCAUAAGACAGGACCGCAGUGUUAAUUUCAUCAUCUGUCCUAAACUCCAACUGGACGCUGGUCGAGUCAACACACGCUGCUGCCAUGUUACUACAGACAGGGGGAGCUGGCCAACUCGCCGCCCGCCACACAACACAGGGGCCAGUGGCAGACUACAGAGAUUGUUCGCCACACAACACACGGACAGUGGCAGACUACAGGAAUUGUACGGCACGUGUAGCUCCACCCCCAUCCCCCUUCCUCCAUCCCCCUCUAGUGUCACCCUUGUCCCCCACACAACACGAUACUGGGAGACUCACACCAGGGUGGGUGUGGUGGGUAGAGUGUGGGGGUGUCCUGUCCUGGAGGUAGGUGUGGGGGAGGAGAGCCAGGUGGACAGUGGGGUGUAUGUUUGUUACCAGCGCCGCUCCUGGUGUGUCCGUGUAGGGGGCUGUGACACACACCGGCGGAGUAUCUGUACCAGGGUGUAUCUGGCGGGGGAGCGGGGGAAGUGUUACAGAAACACAAUGUCUAACACACCCGGCACACACGCCACCCUCCACUAUGGCGUUGUGUUGGAUGUCGGGAGGGGUAGAAUAGGAUUUAUUGACGUAGACAGGUCGGCUGUUUUAGGGAAAGUUGAUGUGGAGUUCAAGGAGAAUCUUCUCCCUGUGUUUGCUGUCUGUCCGUUCAGUCGCUACACAAGUAAACAUGAAGGUGGUCAGUGGGGAGGAGAUCCUCAUGUCUGACAUCAAGAAAUCACUCAUUAAUGAAGUCCUGGCCUAAGAAAUAAACUCCACAUGACCCAGUGUAAACUUGUAAAUAUCACACAUCAACUUUAUCAGACAAAUUCAAUACAACAGAACUGAAAGAAGCGGACAUAGAAGUUACCUGUUCAUGUGUUGUAUGUUGUGUACAACAAUGUGACAAGGUUAGCUAAAUAUGUCGGUUUUCUACAUGACAGUUUUUCAUUUGUGUACUAGCAGCAUUUUACAUCCACACAAGAGUAUUGUUAUGAUUAUUAUUACGUAAUAACUGAUUAGUUUAUGAAACAUUUCAUACAUUUCUGGGACAUGUCACAACUAACAACUGAGUUGAUGGUUGAGUAAAAAGUUGUUUCAAAUCAUGAAUAUCUGGACAUAUUUUGUUUCUCUUCUGUGAAAUAAAUAAUUUAAAUACCCAUAUGUGGAGGCUAGGAGAUUGAAAUAUAAUAUUUGUAGCUGUGAGAUAGACAUGUUGAUGUCAGUUCAGUUAGACAAUGAAAGUGAUUGAAGCGGACAUAUAAUGUCCCAGUUUAAAUGCGCCAUGGUACUUGUGUCGGGAGGAAAUGUAGUUACAGAAACUGUCUGUGUCUUUAUUCUAAUCAGUCCUGUUGUGUUUGUAAAUAAUUUAAAUUCCCCACAGAGGGUUUACUUUGUGGUAUUUCUUAGUCCAUGUAUCUACACAAAUAAUGUCUAAUGUACAAUCCUUCCAUGUCACAGAGCUCAUUACAACAUGGCCCCGAUGUACAUUUACAUGUGUGUAUAAAAUUGAAAAUUGAAAGUUGUGUGUGAGUUACUGUCGUGAAACACUGGGUCUACCUCUGACAAUGGGGUGUGUAGAGAUGGAUGUGCCACUCUUAGAGUUCCACGCUAAUUUUAAUACCAGGCUUUAUUUUUUGGUCAAUAUGACCUGAGUUGAUAUACAAUACCUAAAGUCCAACCCCGUUGUGUGUCACAGAUCUGUCCACUCCUCCAGUAAAUUACAAGGCUUAACCAGGGGAUAAAUUAUCACCAGAAUCCCGCUUUAGAGAACUGUUUGUAUUCAACUACUUUGCGGUGCCAUGUGGACUGGUUGACUUAUCUGAUAAAUGCAUGCAUUGACUUUCUAUAUUUCUAUAUUGUAUGUAUAUGAUAACAUGUCUGAUGUUCAUUGUGUAAGAUAUGCUAGGUAUUAGCUGAUGUUAUUUAAUAUGCAUUGGAAUAACAUUGGUAUCAAUCCUGACAGGUUUUGCUGUUUACCGUGCACAGGGAAAUGGUCCACCUGGACAAUUCUGUUGUAAAUUUGCUUUAUCGAUUAGGUUUUGGUGUUGCCUGAAUUAUGGGAACUAGGUGAUUCAAAUAUAUUCUAUCUAAGUCCGCCGAGAAGCUAGAAAAUACUGUUCUUUCUAGGAGAGUAGUGAUCUCUAGAUUCUUUUGAGUUUAUAAAUAUCACAACAUCUAGGCGGACCUGUGACAAAUAUGUUCUACUUUUGCUUUAUCGAUUUAGUUUUUGGUGUUGCUGCCUUUAGUUUUAUGUCAGCUGUAGCUGACCCGGAAGUAAAACAGUUGAGAGGUUCAGUAACAGUUUUUCUGGGACUACAUAGGAUCUAUAUAUGUAACUUGAUUGUCACUUAUAUAUCUAAACAAAAUCUAAAUUUACCUGUGGAAAAAUAUGUUCUAUUUAACAUAGAUUUUCAAUAUAGAGGCCUGUUAACAACGUUUAGGGGUGGCAGUAAUAAUCGAGGUAUAUAGUUAGUUCCAAGCAGUUUUACCACUUACACUCAUGAAGUUAUUCUAUGCAAUCACAAUGAUGCUCUUGAAGAUGAAGUGCAUGUCGUGUAUCAUGAAAUGAGGAUGAAUUAUUAAUGACACUUUAAACAUGGUCAUUAAUGUUCACUUAAGACGUUUCCGCAUAUCUCCAGAUGUUCAUGUAGUAAUUGUAAACUGUUCUGUAACGGGUAUUUUCCUACUGUAUGUUACUGUAACUGCCACUUCCAUUCCCUACGCAAGCUGCAAACAAACAGACUUUGUACCAUGGGUCUUGAGACCUUUAUACAAAAUAAAACACCGCCUGUCUGUC
Molecule: messenger RNA, 3933 nt
Organism: Haliotis rubra (blacklip abalone)
Lineage: Eukaryota; Metazoa; Mollusca; Gastropoda; Lepetellida; Haliotidae
Exons: 7
Coding region: 996-1862 (288 amino acids)
Source: RefSeq, a predicted model, not a curated record